Molecule: messenger RNA, 4092 nt
Organism: Parus major (Great Tit)
Lineage: Eukaryota; Metazoa; Chordata; Aves; Passeriformes; Paridae
Gene: ATF1
Product: activating transcription factor 1
Exons: 7
Coding region: 370-1326 (318 amino acids)
Biological process (GO): regulation of transcription by RNA polymerase II
Cellular component (GO): ATF4-CREB1 transcription factor complex; nucleus
Molecular function (GO): DNA-binding transcription factor activity, RNA polymerase II-specific; protein binding; RNA polymerase II cis-regulatory region sequence-specific DNA binding
Source: RefSeq, a predicted model, not a curated record
CCUCCCAACCCAAACCAAUCCAUCAUUCCAUGAUUCUGUGUCCUUUACAGCACAGACCAAACCUGUUCUGUUCCCAGGCCUCAGGAGGUGACCCCAGGUGUGGAGCAGCUUCACCUGCCCAAACCCACAGGGCUGAGCAGGGCGAGGUCCCACGGUGUCCCUCCCCUCCUGCCCCCUUUGAUGAGGCACAGAAAGACUCGGUGAAGUGACAAAAACCCUGGUUGUGCCCCAAUAAUGGUGACACUGGAGGGCAGAGAGCUCAUCCAGCACAUCCCAGUGAGACCAGAGCCAUCAGGCAGGGUGGAAGUGGGCACGUGUCUGCUGUCCAAAUUCGUUACUAACUGGAUUUAACUGGUUUUCUCGUAGCUGAUGAUGGAAGAGGUGCACAAGGGCGGCAGCAGCAGCUCUGUUACGUCCCAGCCCUCAGCUGUACAAGGUACAACCCUGCAGGCAGCUCAGCUCUCUCAUAUUGCUCAACAGAUGUCUCUCAGAGGUUCUGCUCCCCUCACAGUCGUUCAGCUUCCUGGAGAGCAAGUCCAGGUCCAGGGAGUCAUUCAGACAGCUCAGUCCUCCUCUGUGAUCCACUCCCCUCAGGUGCAAACCGUGCAGGUAUCUUCCUUGUCUGAGAGUGAGGAUUCUCAGGACUCCUCAGACAGCAUUGGCUCCUCUCAGAAGGCUCGAGGCAUCUUGGCUCGUCGUCCAUCCUACCGAAAAAUUUUGAAAGAUCUUUCUUCUGAAGACACACGGGAUAGAAAAGGAGAUGAGGAAAGUCCUGGGGUCUCCACUGUCACCUCCAUGUCCGUUCCCACGCCCAUCUACCAGACAAGCACUGGACAGUACAUUGCCAUCGCAGCCAACGGGCUCCAGCUGGCAGGGCCGGGGGCAGACGGGGUGCAGGGGCUGCAGACACUGACCAUGGCCAACGCCGGCGGCUCCCAGCCCGGGACCACCAUCCUGCAGUACGCCCAGACCUCGGACGGGCAGCAGAUCCUGGUGCCCAGCAACCAGGUGGUGGUGCAGACUGCCUCUGGGGACAUGCAGACCUACCAGAUCCGCACCACUCCCACCACCUCCUCCCUGCCCCAGACCGUGGUGAUGACGUCCCCCGUCACCCUGACGUCGCAGACGAGCAAGACGGACGAUCCGCAGCUGAAACGAGAGAUCAGGCUGAUGAAGAACAGAGAAGCUGCCCGGGAAUGCCGUAGGAAGAAGAAGGAGUAUGUGAAAUGUUUGGAAAAUCGAGUGGCAGUCCUGGAAAAUCAGAACAAAACUCUAAUUGAAGAGCUAAAAACUUUGAAAGAUCUUUACUGUCAUAAAAGUGUGUAAGAAGAGAAGGUAAAAACCUUUGGAGACUGGUGAAAUAUCAGAGGAGAAUUUGUUUUUUUUUUAUACUGAAUUUUUUUAAACUAGAUGAAAGGUCAAAAAUGAAACUUUUCUACCUAGAUUUCACAGCUCAAAGACUCUAUAGAUUUUCUUUACAACAUGUUGGUGACAAAGUACAAACAGGAAACAAGAAAACCUCACCAAAAUUCCUGCUGGCACAACUGGAAACUGAUAAAAUUCAAGAUUGCAGCUACAGGGGAAGGACAGUCACGUGUGGCGAGGCAGGUGAUGAGAGUUUCUUUGAAAAUUCCUAUGAAUACCUCUAAUAAUGGGGGCAAAAUUUGGUUACAAAGAAAACAUGGAUGAAACAGAAUCCUUGCCAUAGCUGACAUUAUUAGUAACAUUUAUAACCAGUGUAUGUUUUGAUUUCUUACUCUUUUCCAAGCCUUUUUCCUUCAGUUAUUUGUCUGUAAAUAUUUUUAUUUUAACCUGUAAGGUGGUGUUUACAGGUGCAGAUGAUAAAAAAGCUGAUACUUUUGCUCGAGGUAUAAAUUAUGUUUCUACUCUUUCUCAGAUGACAAUUUUAAAAGUUGGGAUGAUUUUUUUUUUUCCAUGUUUGCCGUGUUUAUCAGAUUGGGGAAGGAUCUGCAGAAAACAGCAAGUGGCCUGGUCCUGGAAGUGUCUGAGGCCCAGAAAAUUGUGUUGAUUUUCUUAGAGAAUUCAACACAUCAAUGAUUUUAAAGCACAGUGUGAGGGACAAGGACUGGUGACAAAAGUUCUGAAGAAUUUCUGAGAUUAAACUUCCGAAAGUUUUUAAUUUUGCAAGAGUUUGUUCUUAGUUCUGGGCAUGAGAAACAUCAAUCACUGAAAAUUAAAUUGUGUGCUGAUCAUAUCUGCAAUUAAACACUCAGUGCUUGUCCUGGCCAGGGAUUCUCCCAGGCUCUGGAACAUGAAACCAAAUAGAAGAAAAAUGAUCUAGUAAAAAAUGGAAGAUCUAUACCAAAGGGUUAUGAGGUUCUAAUCUCUGGUUUAUUGCUGGAAGUAGUGCAAAAUUACAAUUUCCAGCCUAAUUUUGUACGGUAGGAGCUAUUUUGCAAAGUAACGGUGUCUUUGUAAGCAAAUACUAUAUUGCAAACAGGGAGAUGGUUGGUAUAUUUUGUAGCUAAAUUGUGAUCUUUACAAAACCUGAAAUUGAGUUUCUAUACGUAUUUUGACAGUUUAUAUCUUUCAUUUUAGUAACCAAAUGAAAUAUUUUGUGAACCAGAUUUUCAAGGAUAUAUUUUUAUGGAUAGUACAAAGUCAAAUGAGAUCCUCUUUGGUGUAGGAGAUACUUGAAUUAAUUUUGUAUGUCUGUAGGCAACUUGCAGAAAAAAAACGGAUCCUAAAGAGUAUUGGGGGGAAAAAAAGAGAAAGAAAAAAAAAAAUAAAUGAGGGCUUUUUUACUCCCCAGAGUUGACAAUAUCCGCUCAUUACAUCUCAUCGUGUCAGAGAGUCCAGUUUGUACAAUUUUAAUUUGUUUCAAGUGCAGAUGUAAAGUUUGCCAUGAUCAGGACUCCUUUAGCUGGGGGAUCUCCACUCCUGGAGCCCCCCAGAGCUGUCUGGCUGCGGGCCUGGUGGGCAGGACAUGGUACCAGGGCAGGGUGUGACCCUGCUGGUGUGGGGCAGGUGCUUCUUGCAUGAGUAAUAAACCAUUUCCAUAGCUGGGAUUGAAUCCUGCUUCCAGUUCUGUCAGUGGGAAUUAGACUGUGGUGUCAGAGCUCCGUGUGUGUGUUGUGCCAGCUCAGAUCCCGAUGGAAUUCAAGCUGUGCUCCCUCCCUGGAUGUGUAAUGCUUAUCCCAUGGUCAGUCAGUAUUUUUUUUAUUUUACUCCUUUGGGAAUUAAUGGACUUGUAGCAAGCAGAGCUCUUUGCCAUGAAGAACCUGCAUUCCACAAUCUCCUGGUUAGUGGGCUAGAAAAGGAUAUUUUUAUUCCCUGAAGUUCCCAAGUCUCUGGUUGUUGUGGGCACGAGUCCCAGUGCGUUUCCUUUAGGCCAGGCUGGAGUGUGACUCCUGGUCACAAAAAAAAUAAAAUAAACCUUUGUGACACGUCAGAAAUAAGGUUGGGAAAGUCCUAAACUGAGGGAGCUGCUCCUGGAGAGGUGUUUGCUGUUUCUUUGGUGGAAUUUCAGGAGAAUUGGACAGCCUGGAAUGUGGCUGGAACACGCACCUGAGAGAACUGGACCUUUCCUCAGCCCUGUGCGCCCUGGCACGUGGCAGAGGGUUUGACCUACAGCUCUGAACUGCUUUGGGAACUCUGUGGUAGCUGAUCCUCACUGUGUUCUCUCUUUUUUUUCCUUUUCUUUUGUAAUAUGGAACAAUAAUAAACAAAAACUAUCAAGUGUUAAGACUGUAAAAACCUGGUGGCCAGUUCUUCUUGUAUCCAGCAAGGGAAGUACCUGUCCUGCCAGACACACACCAGGAGUCAAUUUUUAUACUCUUAAAAUAAAGUGUGUUGGGAAGAACAGCUGAUUUUUCAUCAUGGGAAUAUUAAACAGUAACACAAGUUCACUCUUUUAAGCACUGAUCAUGAAAUUCUUAGUUUGGAUUUACUUUUAAAUCUCGAUUUUGAAGAGUAAAAUCUCAUUCCUGAGGGUAAGAGAUGCAGCAGCUGAUGCUGUUCUGCUGGUUGGUUCCAAACAGUCCGUGCUUUCCAUGAAUUGUAAAUAUUUGGUGAAACAAUUAAUGGUUGCAAAUUUUGAUCUUGGUAAAUAAAGUCGCUAAAAUAUUAUAA